UAAUUUGUGAUUGGUAUCACUAAUAAUUGCCCUGACCCCAUCCAUCAAAAGUUUAUAUAGUCAAUGUGAUACCAAUUUUAAGCUUAUUUUUGCUCUUUAAAAACGUUAUACUAAAUGGAUAACGUUUGAGAGAAGCGGUGUGCGUUAAAGACGAGUUUAGAUGCAGUGCAAUAUGAUUUUGUAUUGAAAUCUAUUGUUCACUGUACAGAGGUAUCAUGGGGUCCAUGCGACCAACCGGACGAUUCCUUUCGUUUACGAAGAACAUUCCGAGGGCACAGAAACCAACUGUGGCCAGUGGGUUUCCCCAAAGUUUGUCCGGUAGCGAGACGGAUGUCUCAACAUCAAACGAGAACCUGUCCCGUGAGGAGCGCUACGUGGUGCGCCACACCGCGCGCGUCGAGCCACAGGGACAGGAAACCCAGAACAAUAAUAAUAACAACAGGAAUUCCUUGAAGGAAAGCGUGACCGGCAGCAACCGCAACUCUCUGAAGGAGUCCGUGGGCGGCGGUAACAGUAACCGGAGCUCCCUCGAUGUGUCAUCUUCAUCAUACAACACGCUCAUCAUACACAACCAAGACGACCCAUGGCCGACGCGGCCGACGCCUAUUCGAGAACACGAACGAACCAGCAGCGAAGUGAAGCACACCACAACUCAAUCCUCGCCAUACCACACGCUAAAGAAAACUGAAACCAAGAAGCCUAGCGGCAUACCACUUCCCAAGGUCCACAAGGAACAAGCUGUCACCACCACGGCCAACUACAUUGAUAUUGGUGGGCAGAGGAUCUACACUAGUCCCCCUGAUCAUUCCGUUCAGGAAAUAACCGAGAUCCCUGAUGACUUCCUCAACCAAUCAUCAGUCCUCAAACACCUGGCCAAAGAGGUGGCCGGCACGCCGAGCGCGGAGCGCGGUCCCACCGAGCGGAAACCGAAGGGCAAACCCAACAAGCUUAGCAAGGAGAAGCUUAGCUUGAGUCGCUCGCAGCCGGACCUUACUGGUGUGGGCACUGGCGUGGGCUCGGGCGUGCGCGCCGUGCCGGGCGGCUCGGAGUCGUCGGGCUGGUGCAGCGGCGGCGAGGGCUCCGUGGGCGGCGAGGAGCCCGACGACGCCUUCGCGGCCGUGCUGGACGCCCUCGCCGCCGAGAACCAGCAGCUCAAGAGGCAGCUCCAAGACGCGCUCGAGCGCGUCUCCAAGACCAACAAGUUGGAAGAGGAAGUCGAAAAAGUCCGAUGCGCUCACGAAGAACUAGUCGGGUCAUGUUCCCGACGGGAGCAACUAGAGCGAGCCGCGCGCACGAGACUGCAGGCAGACUGCCGCCGGCUGCACGACCUCAACCGCGCGCUUAAGCAACAGGUGGAGUUGUUGUCGGCGGGCGUGCGCGCCGACGGCGACAGCAACGCGGAGGCGCUGCGGAAGGAACUGCAGAACAGGGAGAUGCUCAUCGCUCAACUCAUUGCACAGAACAAGGAGCUGGCAUGCAGUAAAGAGCGACAAGAGAUAGAGAUGGCAGCCCAACGAGCCACUCUACAAGAACAGCGCACGCAUAUCGACAUACUCGACACCGCGCUCACCAACGCGCAGGCCAACGUCGUGCGCCUCGAGGAGGAGUGCCGCCAUGCAAGCGGCUACGUGGAGCGCGUCAUGGGCCUUCAACGCGCGUUGGCGUCUCUCCAACAAGCUUCAGACCGCCGCGAACACACCGAGAGAAAACUCAGGGCACAGCUCGAGAAGGAACUACAGACAUUGAGAAAACGCGAGUGCAACUGCGGCGAGCGCGGCGCGAGCACCGCGGGCGGCGAGGCGGAACUGCGCCGACAGCUGAGGGAGCGAGACGAAAGACUCCUCGCGCUAGAGGGAGAGUGCGCCAAGUGGGAGCAACGCUACCUUGAGGAGGCGGCCCUAAGACAGGCUGCUGUUUCUGCUGCUUCAAUACCCAAGGACGCAAAAAUAGCUGCUCUAGAGAAGACCUCAGCGGAGUCCGAGCGGCUGAUGGCCGAGGCCCGCAGCGAGAAGAUCCGACAUAUGGACGAGCUGCAUUUAGCGCAGAAGAAACUGGCUGACCAGGAGAGCAGGGUUAAGGAGCUGGAGUCGAAGGUAGCGGAGCGCGACGCGAUGAUCAAAGUGCUGCAGAAACACACCAGCGCCGCCUACGACAGCGGCGCCUCUCUGCGGAACAACUCCAGCCGCGAGGAACUAGUGGGCCUGUCGUCGGGCGCGUCGUUCUCCAGCGCGGAGGGCGUGGGCGGCGUGCCGGCGCGCUACCGCCACCUCCAGCGCCGCAACUACUCCCCGCAGGAGAACUGCAGCGGUUGCGGGUUCGACAGCACGUCGCUGCGGCUGGACGAGCAGCUGGCGGCGCUGGAGUCGCGGCUGGAGCGGCCGCCCGUGCCCGCCCGCGGCCUCUGUUGCUUCCCCGGCUUGGGCACGGUUGGAGCUCGCGGCACUAAUGGCCGCGGCGAGGAAGCCCUACUACUCGAGAGACAGGGCCGGGCCUCGCAGCAAACCCGCUCAUCCAGCCUACCGCCCCCGCCGUCCGCCCUCCCGCGUCCUCCAAGGAAACCCUCAGCCAGCAGAAUCACGAGAUACGACCGGCUGGAACACACGAACAACAGGAAGGACUCGGACGGCUCUGGCUCCAUCGCCUCGACGGCCUCCCGCAGCUCACCACUUCCCUACGACACCGUGCGCAAGCUCCCCUCCGUGCCCACGUCGGCCUCACUGCCCGCGGCCGAGUCCCGCGAGUCCCUCGUGCGGCCCCGGGACUCGAGUCUUCCGUCGCCGUCGAAGCUCGCGGUGUACGCGGCGGCGCGGCGCCGCUCCGCUGAGUCAGCGAAGGAUAAUAAACGGACGCACCAUUAUCGAAUUCAGUUCUAGUCAUUGAAUAUGUGUCUUUUGAUAACGUCUUGGGUAGUCUCUAGUUUUUGACGAAAUCACACUAGUAGAGCCUAAUUUCUGGUUGUGAAUUUUAUCGGCAUUUAGUGCUCCUAACAUAUUACCGUCCAUAAUACCACUUUACUUUCUGCAGCGUUUCCGAAGGGCCCCUGGAAUUUAUAAAGAAACCAUACUAUAAUAUAAUAUAACCAACAAGACAAGACGCAAAUGUUGCGCGCGCGUAUAGCACAAUUUUUCUUUUAGGUACAGCCGACUUUCCUUGCUCCAAAGCUAUGGUUAUGGCUUGUGACACAGCUUCGCAUAGAAAGGGAUUCAAAGGGACUUGACAAGACAAACGCCUACACCUGUCCUUUGUCCGUACCUAUAUCUUACUCAAAACUUGCAGUAUUAGGUACGAACAUUGCUUAAGUUACUGGGAAGAUACUCGCAAGAUGUGACUUUGUUGGUUACCUACGUUUAAGUGUUUUUGAAGACAAUCAAAAUAAAAUUGUUCUUAUUUUAGUCAUGUCAAACGAAAACUUCACAAGAAAUAAACAAGAUAAUUCAUACUUACAGAUUUCUAAGUUUCAAAGAAAAUAGGUAUAGGUAAUGACUAAUGAGCAACGAAAUACGUCUUAAUUGUUUUAAAUAUAAUUUCGUGUGUAAUUGUAGCAUCACAGAAUUCACAGAGCCUUCGAAAAUUAUUAUCUCUAUCGCUUUACUCCGGCAUUUGGUAGAAUAGCUGUGGAUUGUUUUUUUUAGUAAAAAGGUCGAUUAGGUCGUCUUACCAACCGCCACAGUUAAAUGUUAGACAAUUGUUGUAGUAAUGUGAGUAUAAUAUAGUAUUAACUUGCAUUUAGUGUGCCACCUAUUGUUUUGUAUAUCGCCCUAACGGCUCAAAAUAACUAUAUGGACCUACCUAGUUGUGAACUUAGUAUUUCUACUAAUGUAUGUUAGUUCAGACACUUUACUCAGUCACUAUAUUAAGUAUAAACAGAGACGUAUAGAUUUUUUAUGAUUAAUUAAUUGUAAGAG
Molecule: messenger RNA, 3905 nt
Organism: Cydia splendana
Lineage: Eukaryota; Metazoa; Arthropoda; Insecta; Lepidoptera; Tortricidae
Product: angiomotin-like
Exons: 18
Coding region: 216-2873 (885 amino acids)
Biological process (GO): regulation of cell migration; actin cytoskeleton organization
Cellular component (GO): cytoplasmic vesicle; bicellular tight junction; plasma membrane
Source: RefSeq, a predicted model, not a curated record